Messenger RNA from Bombyx mandarina (wild silkworm), 3461 nucleotides. Its product is annotated as influenza virus NS1A-binding protein homolog. The record is from RefSeq and is a predicted model, not a curated record. NCBI's taxonomy places the organism in Eukaryota, Metazoa, Arthropoda, Insecta, Lepidoptera, Bombycidae. Gene Ontology annotation, molecular function: protein binding.
CUGUCAUUCUGUCAGAAAUGCUAUUAAGUUUCACGGGCUGUCAAAGAAAAUAAAAACAAACGAAUCGGGGCGGUGGCGUUGCACCGCAAACCCAAACAAUAAUUGCUAAGACGAAGAAAGCGUAAUGUCCGUAAUCUAAUUACCGUAGUGAGGUAAUACCGCCGAUCAAGCGACUACAAAGUCAUCACCGGGCAGGAAUACCGCAGCACUUUUCCGAGAUGAGACCUCAAGGCGACUACAGGAAUGGCGAUGGACGAGAGGAAGACAGCGAAGGCGAAGAAAGCAGUGCACUUGAAGACGAGUUAUCCUUGUAUGACCCCGAUGCCCCAGCACGAGCUUUAAGCGCUUUAAACGCUUUACGCAAGUCCCGACAGCAUUAUGACGCGGUUCUCGUCGCCGGAGGAACUGAGGUUGCCGCCCACAGAGCAGUCCUCGCUGCUGCCUCGCCAUACUUACUGGAAGCGUUAUCACCAGCCCCCGUGACCACAUCACCAGCACCGGCUUCCGCUCCUGUGUACCGGGUGGAAGACGUGGACGCGGACGCCUUGAGGGAACUUGUGGAAUACGCUUACACCGGUCGAGUUCGGGUCAAAGAUACGCUCUCGGCCCGGAGAUUGUAUCGUGCCGCCUGGAGGCUGCGUGUCGAGUCGGUCAGGGCUCACCUGGCGGACCGUUUGCUGAAGCGAUUGGCUCCGGCAGAUUGUCUGGAGGUUCGGUCUCUUCCCGAUCUUUCGCCCCAUCAUUUGGCACAGCUGGACGCUUAUAUUGCUCAGCAUUUCGAAGCGGUAUGCGAGACUGGAGCGAUGGCAGCCCUGCCUGUCGUCCGCAUCGAACUGUUGAGGGAGGGGCCGAUACAGGGAGUGACCACCGCUGGAGGCGAAGACGCUCCACAUGCUAUAGCCGACGCAGCACUUACGUGGUUAAGAAGUCACGCACCGGAAUAUGAUCUGGAGGAGCUGUGCUCGAGGACCCACCUGCUGUACGUCGCCGAGCGUGGGUCGCUGCGGGACUGCGGCGAGCUGCCCGCCACCCGCGGCGACGCGCCCGAGCUGCAGGAGUACCGCCGCGAGGCCGCCCAGCGCGCCAAGCGCAGCCGCGACGCCGGGCCCGCCUCCGCCGCGCGGCCCCUGCCCGGCCUCGAGCUGGGCGCGCGCUGUGCCCGCCCCGCCUGCGCCGUGCUCGCCGCCAGGGCCGCCUCUGGGGGCUCCACACGCGCGUUACUCGCCGUGCGGGGUAGGCUGGCGGCUGCUCGCGUGUCGUGGCGGGACGUGGCCGCGGGCGGCGCCACCGGCACUCGAGGCGCGCUGGCUUCCGACACAGAGCCGGAUUCAGCAGAGAGGCGCGCCCACUUAGCGACCGGCCGCUGCGCUCACGGCAUCGCGGUGCUAGACGGGCGUCUCGUGGUGUGCGGCGGCUACGACCGCGCGCGCGUGCUGCGGACCGCGGAACAGUACGACCCUUCCACCAACACGUGGUCAGCUCUGCCGGACAUGCGGUGCGCUAGAGCUCGGUUCCCGGCCGCGGUCCUCAACCACACGGUGUACGCGGUGGGGGGCAGCGAUGGACACACUGAACUGGACUCGGUGGGAGCCCUUCAGAACGGCUCGUGGCAGGCGAAGGCGAAGCUGCCCCUCGCGCUGUCGUACGCCGGAGCGGCGGUUGACCCCGAGGGAGAGAAUCUGUACAUCAUCGGCGGCUGGGCCGGAGGGGUCAACCUGAAAAGAGUAUUGAAGUAUUCGGCUAGUGAAGACAAAUGGACAGAGGCCCCUCCUCUCAACGCGGGUCGGUCGCAAUGUUCUGGAGUGUGGUGGGAGGGGUCUUUGUGGGCACUGGGAGGCUGUGACGCAUGGCACUGCUUGUCGUCGACUGAGACUCUGACCAUAAAUGGGGGCCAGUCGUGGAGCCCCGGUCCCCCCUUGCCGACAGCCCGGCGCUCCGUUGGGGGCUGCGUGUGGGGGUCGAGGCUCAUCUCGGCGGGGGGCUCGGACGGAGCCGCCUCGCUGCGGAGGACCGACUGGCUGGAGACACGCGACGGUACUUGGAAAGCUGGGCCUAAUAUGAGGAAAGCCCGCGCUGGCGUGGGGCUGGCCGUGGUGGGGGGCGUGGUGUACGCGGUGGGAGGGUUCGACGGCAAGGAGUUCCUCUCGUGCGUGGAGUGCCUGUACUCGCCCGACGGGGAGUGGACCUCGCUGUGUGUGCCGCCCGCCAACAUCAGGAGCAUCGCCAAUCAUUCGGAGAAGAAAGAGAACGGCGUGCACUCGGAUUGAUACAACGUAAAUAAACUAUUAAUUAAAACGAACCUAAUUAUUAUGUUAUGACGUAUGAUUUUAGUUAUGCACUUACUCUUAGCAAAUCUGGGUUAAUUUUUUAUGUUUGUUGAGCAAAGUUUGAGAUCGUUUGAGGCACAACGCUGCAGAGUUUGCAUACGAGCCGAUCUAUUAGCAGGUCCUGUAUCUUAUUUACGAAUUAUUUAUGUUCGCCGUAGUUAUUAUAAAUUAUUAACUCUAUACUGCGUUCACUGGCGCCGCUGUGCAUCCGUCUCUUUCGCACGCGUGACGACAAACGCGAGAGUGAGCGAGAUCGGUGUCAAGAUCAAAAUACCCUAUAAACAAUCCAGAUUGCAUUACUUUUAAAGGAAUGAUGCGAAAUUCGCCAGACCUCACACAUUUUGGGUCAAUGGGAAUACUUGGAACUCGCGUCUCAAAGUCUGUGACCCAAGAUCUGUGAACGGAUAUGGAUCGAUGAAAACCUUUAAAUAAUAAUUGCGUAAUUAAUAUCGGCGUUUUAAAUUUAUAUAGAGGUGAUAUUUGUGAAAAGAAUAACGCAUAUAUCGUUUAGCUUGGUCGGUCCAUAGACAAGUACCUGCGUCGACGUGUAAUCUUUGUCUAUGGUUUUGAAAGUAUAAACGUAAUAUUACCUCGGUCCGCGUUUAAAUGAGUUCCGCACCUCGUCCGCCUUGACUUAAAGUUGAAAAUCGUAUAACAUACUUUACGGUACGCCUGAAGUGGGGUUCUGAUCAACACGGCGCUUUCAAAAGACUGGUUUGAAUAUUAGCCGUGGAUGUUUCAAAGACAGUAUGCUGUUAGAUCCGGCUCAUACAGUUGCUUAGAAACAUUUUUUUGCAAUUAUAUACCUUAUUAACGUGCACAUAAGCCAUCUUAAAUACCGCCCCAAAGUAAGCGUUCCAGUUUGAAGAGUGGGACAGAACUUAUGGAAUAUAAAUUAAUAUUUACGUUGUACUUGUAUGGACCCCGGGAUCCCGCGAGACCAGUGUACUGGGGCACGUGUCCGCGUAGAGAUUCUAUAGUGACGUGGGUUUAGUUAAAUUUGCUAUUGAGUCAGCGCUCUGAUAUAGCGGUUGGCACUGACUUCGCUUCGCCUGCGCGGGCUGGCGGUCUCUUCUUAACUAUUAGAAGCGUUUAAAAAAAUCGAUUUAUAGAACAUUAACUACCUCAAAAAAA